Messenger RNA from Callorhinchus milii (elephant shark), 2268 nucleotides. RefSeq names its product thyroid stimulating hormone receptor (gene tshr). Gene Ontology annotation, biological process: G protein-coupled receptor signaling pathway. The coding region runs from base 1 to 2268 and encodes 755 amino acids. The transcript is spliced from 11 exons. Gene Ontology annotation, cellular component: membrane. Gene Ontology annotation, molecular function: thyroid-stimulating hormone receptor activity. The record is from RefSeq and is a predicted model, not a curated record. NCBI's taxonomy places the organism in Eukaryota, Metazoa, Chordata, Chondrichthyes, Chimaeriformes, Callorhinchidae.
AUGGAUUGGAGAUUUUGGAGAUCGCCGCUGGGCAUCAUCUCCCUGUGUUUGGCCACUGCGGGACCUGGGUCUCGAGGGGCAAAACGCGACGUGUGCCCCAGCGAAUGCGAAUGCUCAGAGUGGACAGCGCUUAAAGUCACCUGCAAGGAGAUCGACCGCAUCCCAGCCUUGUCCAGCAGCACCGAAACCCUCCGAUUCAUGGAAACUCACUUGAAGACGAUUCCGACUGGGGCUUUUGCAAACCUUCCAAACAUCUCCCGGAUAUAUAUUUCCAUCGAUGCCACCCUGCAGAGAGUGGAUGCCCUCGCCUUCUUCAGCUUAAAUAAAGUCACCCACAUAGAGAUCCGCAACACGAGGAGUCUGACCUCUACCCACCCGGACGCUUUCAAGAACCUCCCAGUUUUAAAAUAUCUGGGGCUAUUCAAUACUGGAUUGCUAUCGUUUCCGGACUUGACAAAGAUCUGUUCAACCGAUGUGAAUUUCUUACUGGAAUUUGCCGACAAUCCCUAUAUUUCAGCCAUACCAGCAAACGCCUUCCAGGGCUUAUCAAACGAAUCACUAACUCUCAAGCUCUACAAUAACGGAUUUACUAAGGUCCAGGCUUAUGCCUUCAAUGGAACUAAAUUGGACGCUGUGUACCUGCACAAGAAUAAACACAUGUCCACCUUCCACCAAGACGUAUUUUCGGGUGUUCAGGGCGGACCCACUCUCCUCGACGUGAGCCAGACCAGUGUCCACUCUCUGCCAAUCAGAGGCUUGGAAACCCUGAAGGAAUUGAUAGCAAAGAACACGUGGACCUUAAAGAAGCUGCCUCCUCUGAAGACUUUCCUUCACCUGGUGAGAGCUCACCUCACCUACCCCAGCCACUGCUGUGCCUUCAAAAACUGGAAGAAAAACAAGGGGAUUUUGGAGUCACUGAUGUGUAACCAGACGUCUGGGCCAGGCCUCAGACACAGGAGGUCGAUUCACAUGUACAACGGACCUCUCUACCAAGAUUACAACAUGGGGCACGGCACGGAACGGGCAGACCCGGCCUUCGACCGCGACUCCAAGUCCAGAGAUUUCCAGGGCAACUCCCACUACUACGUGUUCUUCGAGGAACAAGGCAAUGGGGACGUGGGCUUCGGGCUGGAGCUGAAGAAUCCGCAGGAAGACCUGGUGCAGGCCUUUGACAGCCAGUAUGACUACAUGGUGUGCGGUGGGAGCGAGGAGAUCGUGUGCCGGCCGGAGCCCGACGAGUUCAACCCGUGCGAGGACAUCAUGGGCUACCCUGCACUGCGGGUCAUGGUUUGGAUCGUCAACCUGCUGGCCAUUUUGGGCAACGUUUUCGUCCUGGUUAUCCUGCUGACCAGCCACUACAAGCUGACGGUCCCUCGCUUCCUGAUGUGCCACCUGGCCUUUGCGGACCUGUGCAUGGGGUUGUAUCUGCUGCUCAUUGCCUCCGUGGACCUCCGCACACGCACCGAGUAUUACAACCAUGCCAUCGACUGGCAGACGGGGCCGGGCUGUGGGGCAGCUGGCUUCUUCACGGUCUUCGCCAGCGAGCUCUCGGUCUACACGUUGACCAUCAUCACCCUGGAACGCUGGUACACCAUCACCUUCGCCAUCCGGCUGGACCGCAAGAUGCGUCUGCGCCACGCGGCAGCCAUCAUGGCUGGCGGCUGGGCCAUGUGCUUCCUGCUGGCUGUCCUGCCCCUCGCCGGGAUCAGCAGCUACAUCAAGGUCAGUAUCUGCCUGCCCAUGGAUGUGGGGACGCCUCUAGCUCAGACCUACAUCGUGCUCGUCCUUCUGGUCAACAUCACGGCUUUCGUCAUCAUCUGCGUCUGUUAUGUGAAGAUCUACGUGACGGUCAGGAGCCCCCAUUACAAGCCGGGCAGCAAGGACACCAAGAUCGCCAAGAGGAUGGCGGUGCUCAUCUUCACCGACUUCACCUGCUUGGCGCCCAUUUCCUUCUACGCCUUGUCCGCCAUCUUGAACAAACCACUGAUUACCGUCAGCAACUCCAAGAUCCUCCUGGUCCUCUUCUACCCGCUCAACUCCUGCGCCAACCCCUUCCUCUACGUGAUCUUCACCAAAGCCUUCCGCAGGGAUGUCUUCAUUCUGCUGAGCAAGGCGGGCUUCUGCCAGCAGCGGGCGCAGAUAUACCGCGGCCAGACCGUCUCGGGCAAGAACAGCAGAAACUCUUCGGAUGGGGGAACAGAAGGGCCUAACGUUGUGACUCGCCUGCAGGAGAUACUUACUGAGAAACCCAUGACACCCUCAACCUAG